Molecule: messenger RNA, 390 nt
Organism: Geodia barretti
Lineage: Eukaryota; Metazoa; Porifera; Demospongiae; Tetractinellida; Geodiidae
Source: the annotation of a GenBank genome assembly
CUACCGCAGCUACUGGAGGGAGGUCAUCCUCACACACAUGUUGAAACUCUCCCCUCCCCCUCCUCCUCCUCCUCCUCCUCUUCCUCUCGCUCCAGCUGCUCUGAGUUCUCUGUCAAAGAGUUGAGUCAGGAAUCAGGUAUCAAGUGUGACGAUCUGGUCUCCACCAUGCAGUACUACGGCCUCCUCAAAUACUGGAAGGGAAAACACAUCGUCCUCAGGAGAAAGGAGCUGCUGGAUGAACAUGCCAAGAAGUUGGAGAGUCGCAAGGGAAGUCCUGCGACCCUUGACCCCUCCUGUCUGCAGUGGACUCCCAAAACCUAUCCCAUGUACACCUAGAGACUGCACCGACUAGAGCACACCUCAUGCAUAGCUACACGUUUUUGUACAUUA